This is a messenger RNA of Clunio marinus, 704 nucleotides long. The record is from the annotation of a GenBank genome assembly. NCBI's taxonomy places the organism in Eukaryota, Metazoa, Arthropoda, Insecta, Diptera, Chironomidae.
AACAAUCAAGGAAAUAGUCGCGCAAGUACAUUUCAAGUUUACAGGCGUUUUCAGAAACGUUUUCCUCUUCUAAGGGUAUUUUACUAAAAUUUACAACAAAAAAGUUCAACAUGCAACAACCAACUGUUAUCAUUCAGCAAACAAGCGUUGCUGUUGGGCCUGAUAGCACGCGAAUGACAUGCCCAAGUUGUCAUGCAUCAAUAGCUACAAGAGUCGAACAUGAGGCCUCAGGAAAGACUCACAUUAUUGCAUUGAUUUUGUGUCUGUUUAUCUGUUGGCCAUGCGUAUGUAUUCCAUACUGCACAAACUCCUGUCGUAACGCAAACCAUUACUGCCCAAACUGCAAUUCAUUCCUUGGCUCUUACAAAUAGAAGGCUUCAUGUCAGACCUAAUAUUUUUUCUAAGGUUUUGCUGACAAUUUUUAAUAAAUAUUAGCAGAGUGGGAGGCACGCUUUGAUUAAACAAAUUACGUAUUUAACUUUAUAUAAAUAUUUUUGAUAGAUGUUCUCUUUUGAGUAUAACUUAUGAUGAGAUGUAUUUCAAACAUAAUAAUUGUUGCUGCUUUGAAGUGUCAAUCAAGUGAAUCAUACGCAUAAAAAUAAAAACAAAAAAUCGAUGAUUGUGGCUAGUGAACAUGCAUAUGUGUUUUUAAUGGAGAUAUUUACAUAAAUAAAGUCAUGUUUCAUGAAAAUAACAUUGAAAUA